AUGCGGCCUCCCGCUCGUGCCACAGCCCCGCGCCUGCUCUCCUCUGUGGCGGUGCCCGCUCCCGGCGAGUUCGCCUUCCUGGCGUGGCUCGAGGGAGAGCUCGCCGAGGCUCCCGGCUCCGACGUGUACUCCGACGUGUAUGCAGACGCAGUCGCUAGCGUCGGCCGGUGGCGCCGCCGCUACCGCGGCAACCAGGCUCUCUGGCGGCGGCUGCUGCGGCCCGAGCGUCUCGUCAAAGAGAUAGUCGAGACGGCGCCCGUGAUUGCGGCGGUGCGUGACUAUGUCGCCGCAGAGCCGCGGCGUGUGACGAUUGUGGACCUCUGCUGCGGCAAGGGAUACCUGUCGAUGCUGCUCGCCGAGAUGCUGCCCACCGACCGCGUGCGUGGCUGCGUGCUCGUGGACAACGCGUGGCCAAGGCACGACGUGGCCGUGCAGGACAAGCACAUCAACCCGGAGCACCUCUGGGGCCGCUACGCUGACGCGUGGCCGGUGCCUCUGUGCACCAGCAAGAUCGACCUCAAGAAGCGCUGCAGUCUCAAGGCGCUGGGCGAGCGCUGGCUGUCCGCCGAGGAGGGGGAGGAGGACGGCGGCGUGCUGCUGCUCGGCGUCCACCUGUGCGGCACCCUCUCACUGCGCGCGGUCGAGCUCUUCAAUUCGCACCCUCGCUGCACCUUCCUCGCCCUCAAGCCCUGCUGCCUGCCGCCGCCCGUCCACGCGCGCCGCGGCGACUUCUUUGAGAUUGGCCGCCACCGCUUCGCCGCCGCCGACGUUGCCGCGGCGGGAGGCUUUCAGGCGGGCGGCGUGUGGCGCGGGCCGCCUCGCUCGCACCUCGCGGCGCGGUUCGAGCGGUGGACGGGGCACCUGCUCCAGGGCAUCGAGUCCGGGCAGGGCGGGGCCAGUGCGGUCGAGGAGAGGCGAGUCCAGGUGCGGGGCGGCUUCCAGAAUGCCUUCAUCUUUGCGGAGCGCGGCGCGCGCACGCCGCGGCUGUGGGACGGGCUUGCGGCGCGGCGCGCUGGCGGGGUCACGCGGUUGCGCGGUGGCGCGCUCGCCCCCUCCCGCCCGACCGCCCGCCGCGCCGCGCCGCCGGCUCCGUGGCAGUACUCUGCUCGCGAGGCGCGCGCCGAGGCGACGAUCGACGGAGUGCCAGCCGGGCAGCUGCUGUGCUGGCAGCACGUCAAGGGGGUGGCUUGCGCCUGCGGUGGCAGCCGCGCUCACCUCUUCCAAGGCCACUGCGGGACGGCCAUCGCGGCGGCGCUCGGCGUCGGACGCGGCUGCCGCACCGGCCGCUGCCGCAAGCCGCACCCGGCCGACGCGCUUGGCGACCUCAUCGCGCAUGCAGAGUCGGCCAGCGGGAGGAGAGCGCUCCUCGGCACGGUCGCGGCGCCGUCGCUGCGCGCCGAUAUUGACAAAGGCUCCCGCUCUGUGCAGACGUCGCGCUCUGUGCAAGCUUGCCGGCACAACGCAGCGCGGCGCUGCAGCUUGCCACCCGAGGCUGCACUCGACGCGCUGCGGCGGAGGCAGGGGGAGAGCUCUCACCUCGCGGCGCUGCUUGCGGCGCCGUGGCUCGAGGAGGCGAUCGCCGACGACCGCGUGCGCCGCUUGUUUGCGCGCGACUCCAGGUCGGUCCGCAAGGACUGCAGCGAGGCGUGGGCUGCCGCCGAGCGGGUGCGCACUCUGCUCCGCUCGCUGGGCAUGCCCGCCGACGGCGAGGGGGCGGCGUUGCUCGACGUGUGCUCGGGCAAGGGCAUGACGGCGCUCGUCCUCUCGUUCGAGUUUCCGCGCGCGCGAGUGCACAUGCUCGACGCCAACGGAGAGAUGGAGCUCUCGCACGUCAGGGCGCGCCCGAACCUCGACUUUGUGCAGUGCGACCUCUUCUCGCGCGACGCCGCCGCAGCGCUCGCCGCGUGCCGUGCCGACGCCGCUGCCUGCGUCGCGGUUGGCAUGCAUUUGUGCGGCGCGCUGUCGCCGCGUUUGCUCACGCUCGCCGCGCGCUCCCCCGCCGUCGACGCCGUCGUGGUCUGCCCCUGCUGCUUGAAGGGGUCGCUCAAGGAGCGCGUGCGCGCGGAGGCGCGCCGCGACGGCCGCGAGCACUACGCGGUGCUCGUGGACACCCUGGCGUCGCUCGCGCGCGACGAGUGCGGCGACAGGGGUGGGAGGGUGAGCGUCGAGUGGGACGGCGAGAUGCUGUCGCCCAGGAACGCGCUCGUGUCGCUCUGUGCGUGA
Emiliania huxleyi CCMP1516 is the source of this 2223-nucleotide messenger RNA. RefSeq lists its product as hypothetical. NCBI's taxonomy places the organism in Eukaryota, Haptophyta, Isochrysidales, Noelaerhabdaceae. The transcript is spliced from 2 exons. Bases 1 to 2223 code for a protein of 740 amino acids. The record is from RefSeq and is a predicted model, not a curated record.